GGCUCUGCUCUGACUGUGCAUUAGCUGACAACUUCCUGUUAUCAUUCCAUCCAUGCACCUCCUACAGCAACUUGAGGAAACAUGGCAGAGUUGAAUCGACAACUACAAGAGUACUUGGCGCAGUCAAAAGGUGCAAAAACGAUAUCUCAGUCCAGUUCUAGCACAACAAUAGACAUAGAUGAAUCGGCGUCAGUUCCCGGGAGUUGGUUUGGGAAGUGGUCAAGUCCAUUUUCCAAUUCUAGUAGCCGCGGAUCUACAGGCCAAGGGACAAGCAGCGGAUUUUCCUGGCCAUGGUCCUCCGAACCAGACCCUUGUUUGCCGGGUAUGAGCCGUUCGCAGAGGCUCAUUGCUUUUGGGACCUGUAUUUUCUUCUCGGCUUUGUGCUUUGGACUCUCAGCCUUGUAUGCGCCUUUACUCUUGCUGAAAGCACGGAAGUUUGCGCUUCUUUGGUCUCUAGGCUCCCUUUUUGCUCUCCUCGGAGCAGCAAUACUGCGAGGACCAAGCAAGCUCAUUGCAACACCGACGCCAGGAGCAGUUGUUUACCUCUGCUCUCUAGGAGGUACUCUCUACGCGGCGCUCAGCCUCCAUAGCACAAUACUCACAGCACUGGGAGCAGCCUUUCAGAUAGCCGCAAUCGUGGGUUAUGUGGUUGCCUUGUUGCCUGGUGGGACUGCAGGCAUGCGGUUUGUUGGUGGAAUGGCAGCGUCAGCCAUCAAAAGAACUGUAACCGGCAAAACCAUGCCAAUCUGACCUAUUUUUAAUAUGAGGUUGUGGACUAAUUUGGAGGAUGCGUACCGUGCGCUCUGAUCUAAGCUAUUUUAGAUGGCACUUUGGGACUCUUUUCAAAGCCCUAUAUCGCAGGGAAACAACGCCGAUGUCUAGACCUAAAUAACCUAUUUUCUCAUAGCAACUUGUAAUACCCUUGCGCUACUGUACUGACUCUGGGGCAAUUUCCACUUAUUAAAGGGACCAUGUUUUGAAAAAAGUGUGACCAGCAUGUUAGACCUACGGACUUCAAUCCUGUGCAAGAACUGUAGAAACUGUGAUGUCUCCUUUUAAGUGACAUUCCAUAAACUAUUAAAACUGCAUUUCCUGAAGGGAAGGAAACUUUCGUUUGAACCAUUAGGCCUACCUACAUGUAGCCUUACUAUUGACAUAAGGCCGCCAAUGUGAAAACGAGUUGAAUCUCAGUGUGGUGACCUUUUGAGAGCAUGUUGAUAUAAUAAAGACUGCAAUGAUCAGUUUCUGAAAAAUGCCUCCGCAAUCACUCGAAGUGAAAUGCUGUAAUCUAGAUUCAUGAGUUAUUUACUGUUUGUAUUAGGCUUAAUUGUCUGACUGCCUAAGCUUCCUGGUGUUUUUCUUUGAAUUGUUGUAGCUGACCUGGUUUAAAUAAUAGAAUCUUUCAGCACCAUCUCAGUAAUAUAAGCUGCAGUUUAGGGUUGCUGAAUACUGGAGUGAGAAAAUAAAGUUAGUUUCAGAAUGCUGGUCUUACUUGUGCAUACAUUCUGUUGCCCACUCAAGGGGAAAAUAGACCACUAGAUAUAUGCUUGAAAUAAUUAUGUUGUACUUCAUGGUGGAGUAGGAAGCCAAAGAAAAUUGAGUGACAUGACUCAUUUCAGUAAAAAAUGAAGACUUCCCCAAA
Molecule: messenger RNA, 1642 nt
Organism: Alosa sapidissima (American shad)
Lineage: Eukaryota; Metazoa; Chordata; Actinopteri; Clupeiformes; Clupeidae
Gene: sft2d3
Product: SFT2 domain containing 3
Exons: 1
Coding region: 82-750 (222 amino acids)
Biological process (GO): vesicle-mediated transport
Cellular component (GO): membrane
Source: RefSeq, a predicted model, not a curated record